AUGGCCCAAAAGAUCAUAACAGUAUUCGGAGCCACUGGCAACCAAGGCGGCAGCACCUUGUCCGCAAUACUAAACAACCCCGAAUUGUCGGCGAAGUACAAGAUCCGCGCCAUCACCCGCGACCCAUCCAAGCCGAGUGCUCAAGCAUUAGCGUCCAAGGGCGCCGAGCUGGCCAAAGCAGAUCUGACCGACCUCGCAAGCGUCAAGUCAGCCAUCGCAGGAUCCUACGGCGUCUUCGCAGUCACCAACUACUGGGAGCAAAUGUCCAAGGAGGGCGAGUUCCAACAAGGCAAGAACAUCGUGGACGCAUGCAAGGAACAAGGCAUCAAACAUCUCGUCUGGUCCUCCUUACCCAACGUCACCAAACUAACAGAUGGCCAUCUGGCCAAGGUGGAACAUUUCGACUCCAAGGCCGAAGUGGCCGAAUACGCCGAGCAGGUCAAGGGAGAAGAUAUGAUCGUCUCGUACUUCAUGCCCGGCUACUUCAUGUCCAACUUGCCCAGUAUGAUCAACCCGGACCCGGAAACAGGUGUGCCUACCUUGAGUGCACCUUGGAACCCCACGGAGACCUGGGUGCCCAUGAUCGAUAUCCAGAAGGAUACUGGUGCUUUCACCGCAGGCCUCUUUGAGGCUGGAGCGGAGGCCAAUGGUGUCUAUGUCCAAGGUGUGAGUGAGUGGGUUCACCCGAGACAAAUCACCGAUACAUUGUCCCAGAUCAAGGGGAAGGAAGUGCGUUUCGUCGAACAGCCUGCGACUGUUGAGUCGGCUGCACAGCUGGGCAACCGUAUCGCUGAAGAGCUGACUCAGAAUAUGAUCCUGAUUAGGGAUUACAGUUAUUAUGGCAAGGGGACGGAGAAGAAGCAGGCGGAGAGUGAUAGGUUCUUACUCCCGGGAACGAAGAAGAAUACUUGGAAGGAGUUUGCUGAGAAGGUGGACUGGAAGUGGUAG
Messenger RNA from Exophiala dermatitidis NIH/UT8656, 948 nucleotides. RefSeq lists its product as uncharacterized. NCBI's taxonomy places the organism in Eukaryota, Fungi, Ascomycota, Eurotiomycetes, Chaetothyriales, Herpotrichiellaceae. The coding region runs from base 1 to 948 and encodes 315 amino acids. The transcript has a single exon. The record is from RefSeq and is a predicted model, not a curated record.